Molecule: messenger RNA, 612 nt
Organism: Procambarus clarkii (red swamp crayfish)
Lineage: Eukaryota; Metazoa; Arthropoda; Malacostraca; Decapoda; Cambaridae
Source: RefSeq, a predicted model, not a curated record
AUGGAUAUAAAUUCACAACACCGUGAAGGUGACCCCCAACACCGUGAAGAUGACCCCCAACACCGUGAAGGUGACCCCCAACACCGUGAAGGUGACCCCCAACACCGUGAAGGUGACCCCCAACACCGUGAAGGUGACCCCCAACACCGUGAAGGUGACCCCCACACCGUGAAGGUGACCCCCAACACCGUGAAGGUGACCCCCAACACCGUGAAGGUGACCCCCAACACCGUGAAGGUGACCCCCAACACCGUGAAGGUGACCCCCAACACCGUGAAGGUGACCCCCAACACCGUGAAGGUGACCCCCAACACCGUGAAGGUGACCCCCAACACCGUGAAGGUGACCCCCAACACCGUGAAGGUGACCCCCAACACCGUGAAGGUGACCCCCAACACCGUGAAGGUGACCCCCAACACCGUGAAGGUGACCCCCAACACCGUGAAGGUGACCCCCAACACCGUGAAGGUGACCCCCAACACCGUGAAGGUGACCCCCAACACCGUGAAGGUGACCCCCAACACCAUGAAGGUGACCCCCAACACCGUGAAGGUGACCCCCAACACCGUGAAGGUGACCCCCAACACCGUGAAGGUGACCCCAACACCGUGA